AUGGCCUCGUCAGAUGACGAUUUCAAUAAACUUGAUACGUUAUCUGAUGAUGAUUAUUUGAAAUUAAUUGAACAAUUUUAUGAAAAAAAUGCAAAUAAUUUUGCAUUUCCGGAACUUGCUUUGGAUAAAAAACAUCGACUUGUUAUGGAAUUAUUUAUACGUCUACGUUCAUUUAAUACAAAUUCAAUUAAUAUAUGUUUAAAAACAUUACGUUUAUUAACACGAGAACGUGAAGGACUUGAUGCACUUACGGGCUCAUCGGUGCUUGAACCGCUUCAAAAUAUAGCUGGUUUAGAAUGUGGCAAAGUUGAUGUUAAUCCAAAAGAUGUACAAAAUGUGAUUGAAGCAGAAAAAUGCAUGUCUAAUUUAAUUUAUAUGAGUCCAUCAGUACAAAAAUUUUAUAGUGUUAGUGGUGUAGCUGAUGCUAUAACACAACGUAUUAAAGAAACAACAGCAACAAAAUUAGAUAAUGGUAUAAGAUUUUUUGAUAUGAGAAUGCUGUUUCUUUUAACUGCUUUAAAUGCUGAUAUAAGACAACGUGUUCGAGAAAAAUUUCAUGGUCUUUCUUAUUUAUUUGAAAUAAUUAAUCAAAUCAUGUUAUCAAGAAGUGAACCUGUUGCUGCUGCAGAUACAGGUAUAACAUUAUCGAAUGAUGAUAUCGAUUAUUUAAUUGAAAUAUUAAAAACACUUUAUAAUUUAACUGUUGAUUUACCAAAUUUAACACAUUCAUAUGCUAUACAAGAAGAAGAAGAAGAAGCUCAUUUGAUGAGAUUAGUUAGUAUUCUUCGUGAAUUACUUUUAUGUUAUGGACCAAAUGAUGAAAAACAAAUGGAAUUACAAAAUCAUAUAAUUAAUCUUUUAACAAAUAUGCCAAAAACAUGUUUUGAAGAAUUACUUUCACCAGCUGUAUUAGAAGAUGAAAAUGGUGGUGACGAACAUAAUGGAAAAAAUAUGGAAGCUAUUAAUAUAAUACUUCGUUUUCUUGAUCAUCGUAUUACAAAAACUGAAGGAACGAAAAAUGCUAAAGAAGCUUUAUUACCUGUUCUUCAACUUCUUAUACUUAUGUGUCAAUCAAAUCGUACAAUAAGAAAAUUUUGUCGACAAUUUAUUUUACCUCCAUUAAGUGAUGAAGUUUUAAAUUUACCAACCGAAGGACAAAAAUUACGGAACAAAUUAACACGUAUGAUGACAAAUCCAAAUUCGGAAUUAAAAACUCUUUCAGCAAAAUUACUUUUUGUUCUUUGUAAAGAGAGUGUCGAUCGUUUAAUUAAAUAUACAGGUUAUGGAAAUGCAGCUGGACUUUUAUAUGAUUUUGGUUUACUUGGUCCACAACAUAAUGCAAAUAAGGAACAAUAUUCGAGUGAUUCAGAUGAAUCUGAUACGGAAAAUUAUAAAAAAAUUCGUGAUCAAUAUGGUAUUGAUCCAGUCACAGGUCGUGCAAAUAUAAUACGACAUGACGAUCCAAUGAAAGAUUGGACUGAAGAACGAAAAAUGGUUGAAAUGGAAAAACUUGUUCAUUCUUUAGAUCAAGCUAUCAAUCAUGGCAUUAUGAGACCAAUGAUUAAGGAUGCGAGUGGAAAUCCUGUUCCAGCUGAAAGUGUUCUUCAACUUCGUGAAGCUAAUUUAAAAAAUAUUCAUCAUCAUGAUGAUCUUCGUGCGUCGGAAUCAAGUGAUGAUGAAGGUGAUGGUGGUCAAAUAACAGCAAAUAAAUCAAAAUAA
Messenger RNA from Rotaria sordida, 1719 nucleotides. The record is from the annotation of a GenBank genome assembly. Lineage: Eukaryota; Metazoa; Rotifera; Eurotatoria; Philodinida; Philodinidae.